Emys orbicularis (European pond turtle) is the source of this 1314-nucleotide messenger RNA. It is a transcript of the gene AP1M2, whose product is annotated as adaptor related protein complex 1 subunit mu 2. Gene Ontology annotation, molecular function: clathrin-cargo adaptor activity. NCBI's taxonomy places the organism in Eukaryota, Metazoa, Chordata, Testudines, Emydidae. The transcript is spliced from 12 exons. Gene Ontology annotation, biological process: vesicle-mediated transport; intracellular protein transport. The record is from RefSeq and is a predicted model, not a curated record. Bases 1 to 1314 code for a protein of 437 amino acids. Gene Ontology annotation, cellular component: clathrin-coated vesicle; clathrin adaptor complex.
AUGUCAGCCUCCGCUGUCUUUGUCCUGGACCUCAAAGGCAAGCCGCUGAUCAGCCGGAACUACAAGGGGGAUGUGAGCAUGGCCGAGAUCGAUCACUUCAUGCCGUUGCUGAUGCAGAAGGAGGAGGAGGGGGCCCUGACGCCGCUGCUGACCCACGGCAAAGUCCACUUCCUCUGGAUCAAGCACACCAACCUGUACCUGGUGGCCACCACCAUGAAGAAUGCCAAUGCCUCGCUGGUCUACUCCUUCCUCUACAAGGUGGUGGAGGUCUUCUCCGAGUACUUUAAGGAGCUGGAGGAGGAGAGCAUCCGAGACAACUUCGUCGUCAUCUACGAACUGCUGGACGAGCUGAUGGAUUUCGGGUUCCCCCAGACGACCGACAGCAAAAUCCUCCAGGAGUACAUCACCCAGCAAGGCAACAAGCUGGAGACCGGCAAGUCCCACGUGCCCCCUACCGUCACCAACGCCGUGUCCUGGCGCUCCGAGGGCAUCAAGUACAAGAAGAACGAGGUUUUCAUCGACGUCAUCGAGUCCGUGAACCUGCUGGGGAACGGGGUCCCUCCACUGACCGCGCUCCUGCCCCCCCAGGUGAACACCAACGGCAGCGUCCUGCUCAGCGAGAUCGUGGGCACCAUCAAGCUGAAGGUGUUUCUCUCCGGCAUGCCCGAGCUGCGGCUGGGCCUCAACGACCGCAUGCUCUUCGAGCUGACUGGGCGUGGCAAGAACAAGUCGGUGGAGCUGGAGGACGUCAAGUUCCACCAGUGCGUGCGGCUCUCGCGCUUCGACAACGACCGCACCAUCUCCUUCAUCCCGCCCGACGGAGACUUCGAACUCAUGUCCUACCGGCUCAACACGCAGGUGAAGCCCCUCAUCUGGAUCGAGUCUGUCAUCGAGAAGUUCUCCCACAGCCGCGUGGAGAUCAUGGUGAAGGCGAAGGGCCAGUUCAAGAAGCAGUCGGUGGCCAACAGUGUGGAGAUCUCGGUCCCCGUACCCAGCGAUGCCGACUCCCCCAAGUUCAAGACCAGCGUUGGCAGCGCCAAGUACAUGCCCGAGAAGAACGUCGUCGUCUGGAGCAUCAAGUCGUUCCCGGGUGGGAAAGAGUUCCUGAUGCGGGCCCACUUCGGGCUGCCCAGCGUGGAGAAGGAGGAGGUGGAGGGGCGGCCGCCCAUUGCUGUCCGCUUCGAGAUCCCCUACUUCACCGUCUCAGGAAUCCAGGUGCGCUACAUGAAGAUCAUCGAGAAGAGUGGGUACCAGGCGCUACCCUGGGUGCGGUACAUCACACAGAGCGGGGAUUACCAGCUCCGGACCCAGUAG